Oryza sativa Japonica Group (Japanese rice) is the source of this 5510-nucleotide messenger RNA. NCBI's taxonomy places the organism in Eukaryota, Viridiplantae, Streptophyta, Magnoliopsida, Poales, Poaceae. The record is from RefSeq and is a predicted model, not a curated record.
AAGCAAACAAAGUCUGAAAAACCCUAAACCUCGCUCGCCCAUCCCCACCCCACCUCCUCUGUGGAGCAAAAGCGGCGCAAUGCCGCUCUUCCGCGCGGCGGCGCUCCGCCGGCUGCUCUCCACCGCGGCGGCUUCGUCGGCACCCCCGAAGCUAUGGAACCUUCCCUACCGCCUCCGGCGCGCCGCCGUCCCCGCCGCGCGCGCCGCCGUCUCCGAGUACCUCCACGCCACGCGCUGCCUUCCCUCCUCCCACGCCGACACCAUCGCCGCGCGCUCCCCGCGCUCCCUGCACGCCUUCCUCGCCGGCCUCCCCGCUGUGCCCAGCUCCCUCCGCACCUCCGCUUUCCCCUCCCUCCUCCGCCGCCACCUCGCCUUCCACCCGCUCAACGAGCUCCCCUUCUUCCUCGAGUCCAUCGGCCUGCCCCCGACCACGCGCUCCGACCUCAUGUUCCUCGCCGACCACCCGUCCCUCCUCCCAGCCGUCGCCGCGCUCGCGCAUUUCGGCUUCCCCUGGUCCCGCCUCGGCCUCCUCUUCCCCACCGUCCUCCUCCGCCUCCCGCCCGACCUCAUCACCUCCCGCCUUGCCUCUCUCGAGGCUUGCCUCGGCCCGCUCCCCCGUGCCGCCAUCAUCGCCGCCUGCCUCGCCUUCCCCUCGCUUCUUGAGAACGAUCUCUCCAGCAGUGACCGUCUCGUCGACGAUCUUGGCAAGGUGUUUGGAAGGCUGGGCCCUGGUUUGGGGACCUCCAAUGACAUUGAUGCUUUCUUGGGGGUUUGCCGCAGGACAUGGAUGUUCUAUGAUGCUGGUUCAGAGGUCGGGGGCAUUGGGGACCUUGUCGGCUGCAACAACCAGAGGGUGUUUCUUGAGCUUGAGGAGGAGAGGAUUGGUAAAAUGUUGAAGUUUUUCAAGGGGUUGGGGAUGGCGGGAGAGGAGGUGGGGAGAUUCUUGCUUACCAAUCCCAUGGUUUUUUAUCUUGAAUUUGGUGAUGUUGUCAUUUCGGUGCCGGAGUACCUGAGGAGAGUUGGUUUGGCAGUGAAUGAGGUUAAUGCAGCGGUGGAGAAGCACCCGUACGUUGUUGGGAAGAACCUGCUGCAGAACCUCCCUGGUGUGCUGCGGGCAAUGGAACUGGAUCAUUGGUUCCUGGAGAAGAUUUCUGAUGGUGGGGAGAGUUUGCGGUAUUUAUUUCCAGAUUUUGUGUUGGAGGAUGUUAGUUAUGACGUUGAGAUUGAGCGAGCAUUCUUGGGAGGGAUGAUUAAGAUGAAGGCUGAUAAAAGAGCUCAGCAUAUUGACGGCAAGCUGGAAUUCUUGAAGAGCAUUGGAUAUGGUGAGAAUAAGAUAGCCACAAAGAUAAUAGCCGUACUGCACAGCAAUCGGGAUACUCUGCAAGAGAGAUUUGAUUGCCUCCUGGAAAGAGGGUUGGAGUACAAGAUGCUGUGUCAGAUCGUGAGUGUAUUCCCAAAGAUUCUCAACCAGGGAAAGAAGAUGCUUAAUGACAAGUUGAACUAUAUGACUAAGGAGCUAGGAUACUCAGUGGAGUACCUCGAGUUAUUUCCAGCAUUUCUGUGCUUUGAUUUGGAGAACCGGGUAAAGCCUAGGUAUACAAUGCUUCGGUGGCUCCGAGAGAAUGGUCUUCUUAGAAGAACAUUAGCCCCUGCAACUGUGCUUGCUAACUCAGAGAAGAGGUUCAUUUCCAACCUGUACAAUGUGCAUCCUGCAGCUCCAAAGCUGUGGCUUGAGUGCUUUUCUUCAAGAAAGCACAUGGAGUAUUAUCUCAGGAACAUAUAUCACCAGCAUGCUGAUACCAAAUAAUUUAAUGUAUUUAAUUCUAUUGAUACGAUUCUGAGAGGUUAAUGAUUGUUACCUGCGAGUCUUUUGUGGCAUCCCUCUCCCUAUUGAGGGUACUUCUUAGUUGCUACAGGUGGUGCUGAUCAUAAAGUAGUAAGGAAUUUCUGUUACAAUCAGAAACAAUGGCAGGACUGUCGAAGAAGCUCAUGAAAAAUAUUGAGAAUACAACCCAAAUUGCAAAGGAUGGCAGGACUGUCUAAGAAGCUCAUGAAAAACAUUAAGGUUGCUAAUGAAGCAAGAGUUGAUGUCAGGUUGAAGAUAAAUCCAAUUUUGUCUCAAAGAUGCUCUUGAUAAGUAAGCAUUCAACUCCAACAGUUCCCUUUAUUCCUUUAUUUUUCAAUUUUGGUGAAAUGCAUAUGUACUAUUUCUUGUGUAUUGUGGUCACACUUAUUUUAGCAGAUUCUCAGAACUGAUUAGGCUAAUAUGAGUUUCAUAAGACAUUGUGUUUUGUACUUUUGUAUGGCUACAUUCACAAGAUUUUGAAGAUUCAAAUAUGUGUUGUUAUGUUGGACCAUUACACCCCAUUAUGUUGUUUACUGUUGUUUACUUCCAGCAACCUGUCAGAAAUUUAAUUCGAGGUUUCUAUUCACAAAGCUGGGAAGUUGCUUUAUGAUGAUAUUGCAGUUGAUUUGCUAUUAACAGAUAAAAUAGUUUUGUAUGGUAUGAAUUGAUUUUGUUCUGCCACCAUGUUUGCUCCCACCUGAACAAAUUAAUUGCGUUAUCCACGGUAAUUUGUAAUGAAAACGACAAUAUUUCUAACCCCCCCCCCUUCUUCUGUAGUGCUUCCCGAUCACUGGCACUGAGCAGGCCUUGCUCUGCUCUGGUGCAGACUCAAUGGUGUUGAUCCCUACCAUUGGUAUCUUUCCCUAGUCCAAUCCAUGACAACACCAAGGUCGAGCGAAAUCCUCUAUGGACCUCAUCACAUCCCCCCCCCCCACCACACUGUUUCUUGGCAUGUCAUAUCAUUGUACUAAAGAAGAAAGGGUAGAAUCCUGAGUACACACGUGCACCUUAGUAGAACUCAGAUUAUGUUCACGCCUAUGACAAAAGACUACCAACAACCACCUCUAAAAGACUAAGAUCCAGGCGAUAGGGCUCUUAGGAAAGAGAGUCCUCAAGCCCCAGCCAAACUCCAGAACUGCACUUUUUUCUUGGCAAGUAACAGGGUGCUCGUCAGGUUAGGAGUGGCACCAUCAAACACACAAUGGUUUCUAUGCUUCCAGAUAAUCCAUGCCCCAAGGAUGACAAGUGAGUUGAGGCCCUGCUGCAUCUGGCCAUUAACAGCAUCACUGGGCAUGCUCCACCACUCAUCAAAGUUUCAGCCUGUCGAGGGUCACCCUAAUGUGACAGGGUGUUGCAGCGGCGAGCAAAAGCAAUGGCCACAUCAGAAGAGCGUGCCUGUUGGCCCAUUCCGUGAUUUUCCAUUGGACUGAUUCAGCUGAUGGACUCAUCCUGUUCUUGCAAACGCUGUAUCCGAGCAACUGAGCAUAUAGCUUGCUAUAUUUAGUUGCUUGUGUAUUCAAUGCUAAGCCAUUAAUAUGUGCUCACAAAUUGCUCCCUGUGUUAGUACAUAAGAGGCUCUCCAGUAAAGCACCUGUAAGGUGCAUGUUGAAAUGCCUCUGUGUGCUACAGAGGGAAGUGAGCAUAAUGUUUUUAGGAAGAGCAUUACCUUUGCUCAUUUCAGAAAGUAUUAUGUGUUAGAAAGAUAGUAAGCACCAAUUCGGAGGUGAUAAUUAAUUUCUUCUUUAAUUUCAUUGCUAUUAAUUUGGUAGUCUUAACAGAUGAUCACUCUCACUCUUUGUCUCUCUCCAAUCUGCUUAUAUAUGAGUCCGCCAACCUUUUUUUAUAAACACUUAACAGAUUUAUAGCUUUUCUCAUAGUAUUGUGCUACAAAUUGUUGUCAGGCAUGAAGACAAUGGGGAGAAAGACGCUUAAUUUGUCAAGAAAGGCCUGGGUUUCAGGGAUUUAAGGCUCUUCAAUCAAGCUCUUCUUAGUCGACAAGCGUGGUGGCUAAUUUCCUUCCCUGACAAUCUUUGUGCUCAAAUUCUAAAAGCCAAAUACUUCCCUAACUGUGACUUGAUAGAUGCAGUUUUCCCUAGCGAUUCUUCUCCUACCUGGAAAGCGGUGGAAUAUGGUUUGCAACUUCUUAAAAAGGGGUUGAUAUGGCGCAUUGGUGAUGGAAAGAAGGUUAAAAUUUGGCGUGAUCAGUGGAUACUGAGGGAGACUUCUCUCAAAUUGGCAGGCCAGAAGGGUAGGUGCCGGAUGCGAUGGGUUUCUGAACCGAUUAAUCAGGAGGACAGAUCAUGGGAUGUUGGACUGAUAUAUCAGGUGUGUCAACCUUGUGAUGUCCCUGAAAUUCUGAGGAUUAAACUACCGCAGUAUCAGUCGGAGGAUUUUCUUGCUUGGCACUAUGAGAAGUCGGGUGUUUUCUCAGUUUGGAGUGUUUAUAAAGUCGCCUUGAAGUCUCAGCUGCCUUCCAAUAUGGGGGCAUCUAGCUGCUCGGCGAGUGGAGAACGGAGCAUCUGGAGAAGAUUUGGAACUCAGUUCCAAAUAAGGUUAAGAUUUUUGCUUGGCGUGUGGCUAAAGGUGGCUACUAUGUGCAACCGGAUAACUCGAAAAAUGGAAAAUAAUGCUAUCUGUCGCAUUUGUGGUCUGGAGGAGGAAGAUGAGUUCCACGCUUUUAUUUCAUGUACAAGGGCGCGGGAGCUCCGUGACAGACUGCGCCUGGAAUGGCUUCUCCCGGCUGAAAUCUGUUGGUGAGAUCAGGGCCGGUUGGCUGUUGAUGAUUCUGCAACAUGUGUCAAAGGAUGUGAGGUCCUGCUUUCUCCUCGUUCUCUGGAGGGCGUGGUUCUUACGAAAUGAUAUCUUGUUUGGUGCGGGUCGGGCGAGUGUAGAGGGAUCCUUCCUUUUCCUGCUAAGUUACUGGGAUUCUCUUCGGCAAGAUAAACAAAACUGCCCUAAAGACUCUGGAUCUCCAUGGCAAGGCGAGUUGUUGUCCUCAGAGAUCGGAGCCGGUAAAGGAAGAUGGAGUUCAGUUCUCUAACUGGAGGAAGCCUCCGGUGGAUUGGGUCAAGGUUAAUUCGGAUGGUGCCUUUGUCAGGAGUACGGGAGAUGCAAGUGCCGGGGUUGUGAUUCGGGAUCAUGAAGGGCGGGUUCUUCUGUCUUCUUGGAAAGUGAUAAGAAAUUGUGGGUCGGCAGAGGAGGCCUAAGUGCUGGCUUGUCUGGAGGGCAUAAGACUCACGGUGGAAUGGAUUAAGCAGCCGAUGAUCCUAGAGAGUGAUUGCGCAAAUGCGGUAAAUAUGCUGAAGAAUGGGCCGAUGGACAGAUCACUGCUGUGGCAUAUUCUCUCCGAGGCUAAAGCCAAGUUGAAUCUGCUUCCCAGUGCUAGGAUUGGAAAGAUCUACAGAGCUGAUAACGGUGUUGCCCAUAGUCUUGCUCAGCUGGCUCUGAAAUCUAAGCAAUCUACCGUGUGGCGUUUUCAAGUUCCUGUGUGUGCGUGCGAGCCUUUACCUCGAGAUUGUAAUGCUCCUGGAGUUUAAUAUAUUUCAGUUUUUCCUCACAAAAAAAAAAUCUUCAAGUCUUUUUCUUUCUUGAAAAAAAAAGACUUCAUUUCUUUAAGUAUAAAACUAUGGUGAUGUCUACAGAGGAAAUACAUGCUACAGUUUUA